Molecule: messenger RNA, 3465 nt
Organism: Ricinus communis (castor bean)
Lineage: Eukaryota; Viridiplantae; Streptophyta; Magnoliopsida; Malpighiales; Euphorbiaceae
Product: protein kinase STUNTED
Exons: 11
Coding region: 1060-3105 (681 amino acids)
Biological process (GO): protein phosphorylation
Molecular function (GO): ATP binding; protein kinase activity
Source: RefSeq, a predicted model, not a curated record
AUUCAAUGUUUCUUUUUUUUUUUUUUUUCAUAAUUAGAAUUCAAUAGUUAUUUUAGCAUACGAAAUUUUUAAUAUCUUAAUUAGGAAUUGGUACCUUAUUAUUUAACAUUAAUCUCGAGGACAAGUCAAAUCAAGAUAUUUACUUUUAAUUUGUUUUCUUUCUAAUUUUUUAAACUUGAUGACUUUGAACCAUGAUUUUCAGAUAGUAAUGGAUAAUAUUUAUUACCUAUGAAUUCUCGAACUUUAUUAUAUAAUACAUUACUUUUCUUUAAUUAAAUGGAAUGACUAAGAGCAAACUUUAAGGUCAGUAAAGAUGUCUAUAAACCAUUUAAAAAUAAAUUAAAAAAAAAAACAAACAAUUUGAAAUUUGGAGAGUGACUGCGGCCUGCGGCAAAUAGGCAACUCCAGGGCGAAAUAGCCGGUGGAAUAGCUUUUAUAGCUCCUGAAAUGACCGGAUAUCAGGGGUUUCCCGCGAAAUUUGCCGGUUUUCUAACAACCUUAACUGUAAACAAAUCCAUCUAAACAACCAAUAAUAUAAAAUAACCCCUUCUCUCCUCUUCUCCUCUUCUCUGUUCUUUCACUUCAUAGCCAUAAAAUUGUUUCACCUUUUUUGUUUUUGUUUUAAGGAUUAAUCUCUUCCUUGCCGACACUUUCUUCACAAAAUUUUCUUAAAACAAAAAUAGUUCGCCUUUUUUUUAAGUGAUCUUAAUUGUCACCAAAACACUCUGUCUUUAGUUUAUUAGCAAGUUCCUUUAUUAUUAUUAUUUUUUUUUAAUUUUAAAUAUUCUUUUAUCAGUCUUGAAAUUAGUUGCAUUAGGUGGAGGGUUGAUAUUUGGUGACAAUUACAUUUUUAAUUCUUUUCUUGGUUUGAAUGGCAAAUGGCUAAAAAGUUUUUAGGGAACUGAAAUGAUUACGUCAAGAAUUGGAGAAGUUCAUUUAGAGAAUAAAUUUGCAGAAUCUAUGCAAGUUCAAGGAGGAAUAAAAUCUUAUAUAGAUUCUUUGAUGUUGUGGAAUUGAUCGAUCAAGAAAUAGUGAACCCAAUUAAGUAGACCAUACGAGAUGCUAGUUGAGGAGGAAGCUGAAGCUGUUGCGAGAAGGAAUGUUUUGGUUGGAAUAAGAAUCGAUAGCCAUAGCAGAGAACUUCUGGACUGGGCUCUUGUUAAAGUUGCUGAACCUGGAGAUUGUGUUAUUGCAGUACAUGUCUGUCGAAGUUCAAGUGCUUUAAAAGACAAGCCUUUGUUAGAUGAUUAUUUGGAAGUAUAUGAAGGACUAUGUUCCUUAAAGAAGGUAGAUCUUAUCGGUCGGGUAUGCACAGGAAUCUCAAUCCAGAGGACUCUGGUUAGAGAGGCAAGGAACCAUGAGGCUAUGGCUGUGGUUGUGGGGAUAAGCAGCCAAAGUGCUCUGCGGGCUUGGACUUCUACUGCAGGAUAUUGCGCUAAGCAACUGCCUCCAACUACUGAUGUUUUGGCUAUCCACAAUGGAAAAAUUGUGUUUGGGAAAUGCAACAGUAAUCAACUACCAGGCUUCUGUGAGGAUCCGAAACCAAGUGUAAUUGAAUGUCAGUUGUCUGAUGAAGUUCGCACUGAAUUUGGAGAUUCCGAGGUAGAUACUGAUAUUUCAAGCUUUGAAGUGCUAACAAUAGAUGGGAGUGAGGACUCGAGAGAUGAGGUCCCUUGCCUUCCUCCUAGCUUUGCAAAUGAAAGUAAGAGGAGAUCAACUUCUCAUUUUAGAGGAGAUAUUUUGGAUCAAAGGCCUGGUUGGCCACUUCUUCGAAGAGCUAGUUCAGUUCGUGCAGAGACCCUGCAGGCAAGGGAACUGUCUGUGGUGCAAUGGGCAAUGAACUUGCCGAUUCGUUCUUCGCUUAAACAUCCUUUAGGUUCAUUUAUAGAGAGAGCAUCAGAAGGGGAGAGAAGUGACAUCUUGGAGGAGAGCAGUAGUAAUAGUUCUUAUGCAUCAGGUGAACUGCAGAAUGGCUUGGAGAUUCUGCUGAAAGCACACUCAUCCAAUUGCAAGUGGUUCAGUUAUGAAGUUCUGAAAACUGCAACUUCAAAAUUUUGCUCAGGAAACUUAAUUGGGAUGGGAGGAUGUAACCGUGUAUAUAAAGGGACUCUUCCAGACGGCAAGCUGGUAGCUGUAAAAAUUCGAAAUUCGUCGGAAGAAGCAAUGAAGGAUUUUGCUCAAGAAGUUGAAAUCAUCUCCUCAUUGAACCACAAGUACAUUACACGACUGACGGGGGUUUGCAUCAAAGAUUUUGAUCUCAUUUCUGUUUAUGAUUACAUCUCCAAGGGAAGCUUAGAAGAAAUUCUACAUGGUAACAACAAAGAAAAAUCUGCACUGUCAUGGGAGCUAAGGUUUAGCAUUGCUAUUAAGAUUGCUGAAGCCUUAAAUUACCUGCACAACGAAUGUUCUCGGCCCGUUAUUCAUAGAGAUGUCAAAUCUUCAAAUAUUCUUCUUUCAAAUGAGUUUGAACCACAGUUGUCUGAUUUUGGGCUCGCGAUAUGGGGACCGACAAGUUCAUCUUUCAUGAUUCAAGGCGACGUAGUUGGAACAUUUGGGUAUCUUGCUCCUGAAUAUUUUAUGUAUGGGAAACUCAGUGACAAGAUUGAUGUGUAUGCUUUUGGUGUAGUUAUACUUGAGUUGUUAUCGGGAAGAAAACCGAUUGUCUAUGAGACUCCUAAUGGUCAAGAGAGCUUGGUUAUGUGGGCAAAGCCAAUAAUUGAGAGUGGGAAUGCAAGAGGUAUACUAGAUCCAAGUUUAGAUGAAAACUUUGAUGAGGCUCAGAUGCGAAGAAUGGUUCUUGCCGCAAAUCUCUGUAUUACACGAGCAGCUAGGCUCCGUCCUAAGAUAAGUGAGGUAUUGAAGCUCCUAAGAGGAGAUAAAGAUGCCGCAACAUGGGUAACCCUUCGAAACAAGGACCUUGAUGAUCCUGAAAAGGAUCUUGAUGAUGAAGUUUAUCCAAAUUCUAGUCCAGAGUUACACCUGAACCUUGCAUUACUUGAUGUGGAUGAUGAUUCUACAUCAUUUAGUAGUUUGGAGCAAGGAAAUAUUUUAUAUAUGGAGGAAUAUUUAAAAGAAAGGUGGAGUAGAUCAUCAAGCUUCAACUAGUUCUUUUUUUCUCUUUUACUGCUUGUUUCAUAGUCCUUGCGCAACCCCCCGCCCUGCAUAUUUUGCAGAGAGGUUGCUUUCCAUGAGCAACCUUACAAUUGCGCCAAGGCUUGCCUUAAGUACCUUGUAAAAUAGAAGGGAUAAAAAUUGUAUGUGCCCCAUGGUGAGGUGUUUUGUAGAUGUAGAUUUGUAGGAAGUCCUGUUCAGAGUGAUAAUGAAAAUGAACAAGGACUCGAGGUCCAGGCCAGUAGGAACUCUUUUCUUUUUUUUCCACUGUAAUAUAUUUUUUUAAUGCGGAAAUAAAUCAGAAUGGACGAACUGUUUGAGAUUUUUUAAUAACAGCUAAGACUAUUCUUUCCU